Styela clava is the source of this 1403-nucleotide messenger RNA. Its product is annotated as ras-related protein Rab-8B-like. NCBI's taxonomy places the organism in Eukaryota, Metazoa, Chordata, Ascidiacea, Stolidobranchia, Styelidae. The record is from RefSeq and is a predicted model, not a curated record. Gene Ontology annotation, molecular function: GTPase activity; GTP binding.
UAACUGAAUGGAAGAAUCCGAGUUUAACAAUCCGAAUCCUUUAACAAAAUGGAUAUGCAAAUUGGCAAUUAUCGGUGACAGUGGUACAGGAAAGACAAGUAUAAUUCAAAGAUAUGUACAAAAUACAUUUUCCGCAAGCCAUAUUGCAACUAUAGGUGUUGAUUUCCAGGAGAAGAAAGUCAGGAUAGCAAAUCGCGUUAUUAAAGUAAAAAUUUGGGACACGGCGGGUCAGGAACGGUUUCGGUCGCUAACAAAAGGUUACUAUCGAGGUGCAAAGGGAAUUUUAAUUGUGUACGAUAUCACUGUUCGAAAAUCGUUUGAUCGCUUGGAAAUGUGGGUGAGAAAUGUGAAAAAGUGGGCAGAUGAAAAUACAAUAUGCAUUAUAUUAGGGAACAAAUGCGACAGGGAAGAUUUCCGCGAGGUUUCUAAAGAGCAUGGAGAAAACAUAGCAAAGCAAUACGACAUGGAAUUCAUGGAAACGAGUGCAAAGGAUGCAAUUAACAUCAAUGGAGCAUUUCAAUGUCUUAUUGAAAAUGUUAUUGAAGAGAAUAAAGACAAAAUUGCCGAAUACAAUGAAAAAAAUGACAACGGUGUUUAUGAAAAUAUCGAAUUACGUGAUACAACAACGCCGUCUCCCAUACCUGCUAAUAGAAAAAAAUGUUGUGGAUAAAACUGCAAAACAUUCACAAAACUUUCGGCAAUGAACGACAGUGACCGUAAUAUGGAUUGUUUGCGAUGAUCUUUCUAUAUAUUGAACUUCACUCCGUCACUUUUUUAUUUGCUGUAGUAAGGUGUUUAAAAUUUACUAUGUAGGUACACUCACUAGGUGACGCUGUGACGUGACCCAGAAUCAAUCCUUCAAUCAUCAAAGCAAUUGAUUCAAAUCAUUAUGAUUUUCAUAAUUAAUUUAAACAAACUGUCCCACACAAACUUUACUGUGACAAAUCAAUACACUGUUUGUGUUUUGUGACUUUAUUAGAUUAUUAUCCUUGGAAAUUAUUACAGCAAAUAAGAAUGAAGGCUUUAAAUGAUAAAAAUCGAAUUUAGUUGCACUAUAACCAUAAAUACUGCAUGAGCCGUGAUGGAUGUUUGUACAACCACAUAGUUGCUGAAUGUAUAAACAACCGAUCGCGUAGACACAGACAUAUAUAUUAUAGGUUAUUGGAUGAGAUAGGCUAUUCAUUUUUUUGAAAAAUUUGUUGCAAACAAUAAAAGGCAACCAUUUCUGUUGAGUAAACCUAGCUACAACAUACAAAGUAUUUUCACGAGGCUUCUUCAAUUGAAAAAAUGCAGCGUGAAUUUAAUUUGAAUGUUUCGCUUUGCAUGUAUCACUUUUAUGAAGAUAACAUGACACGAUUCUAGGCUUUAGAACACCACUACCACAACUUAAUACUGUAAGUGUA